Molecule: messenger RNA, 2081 nt
Organism: Vespa velutina
Lineage: Eukaryota; Metazoa; Arthropoda; Insecta; Hymenoptera; Vespidae
Product: graves disease carrier protein-like
Exons: 7
Coding region: 488-1438 (316 amino acids)
Biological process (GO): transmembrane transport
Cellular component (GO): mitochondrial inner membrane
Source: RefSeq, a predicted model, not a curated record
UUCCUUUAAUAAAUUUUGUUAGAACUACAAUAUCAUAUCUACGUUUUAAAAUUCUAUGAUUGUAAUAAUGAACGAACCAAUAUCGAUACAGAUCUAUAUAGCUCCGUGUAUUGUACACUUUACAAGUGAUAAACGAAAUUUUUCCUUCCUAAAAUUUUUCAAUUAAAUUAUUAUAAUAAAAUCACUGAUUAUUACAUUUAAAUCAAAGGAAAAUUCAUUUAAAGGAAGAAAUACUAAUCACAAGUAAUCAAUUAUUCAAUACCAUUACGUUGUUACAUUUCUUGAAAAAACAAAAUUAAAAUUUUAAAUUAUAGUCCAUUCGUAGUUAUUAGGAAUGGAAAUUAGUAUAAAGAGUAUAUAGUAGUGUGGCAGAGCAUGUGCGAUAACGACGCUACAGCACAACGAAAAAUACACGAUAUUAGGUCGGUUGAAAGUGAUCAAUUUUUUCUCUCAACUUCAUUCAUUAAUACUAAUAUAUAUAAUAAAAAUGGAAUUUCACAUUGAAAAGAAAAAAGAUUUCGAAUUUUUUAUUAAAAGUCUAUUGGCCGGCGGUGUAGCUGGCAUUUGUUCGAAAACAACAGUUGCUCCAUUAGAUAGAAUCAAAAUAUUAUUGCAAGCACACAAUAAUCACUAUAAACAUUUGGGUGUCUUCUCUGGAUUAAAAGAAAUUAUUAAACGGGAAACAAUUUUUGCUUUGUAUAAAGGUAACUGGGCUCAAAUGAUAAGAAUUUUUCCAUAUGCAGCGAUUCAGUUUACUGCAUUUGAAUUUUAUUCCAAGUACUUAAAAUCCUUGUUUGAAAAGCGUAGACAUAUAGAGAAAUUUUUUGCUGGAUCUGCAGCUGGAGUGACAGCAGCAACAUUAACAUAUCCACUUGAUACAAUUAGGGCACGCCUUGCUUUUCAAGUUACUGGAGAACAUCUUUAUACUGGUAUUAUUCAUACAGCUGCUUCAAUUUUUAAGGAUGAAGGUGGUUUUAGGGCGCUAUAUAGAGGGUUUUUACCGACUAUAGUUGGAAUGAUACCAUAUGCAGGUUUUUCAUUUUAUUCAUUUGAGAAAUUAAAAUAUUUAUGUAUGAAGUAUGCACCAAAUUACUUUUGUUCUAAAUGCGAUAGAAACACUGGUGGUCUUGUUUUAACACUACCUGCAAAAGUUAUUUGCGGAGGGUUGGCAGGAGCAGUAGCACAGAGUUUUUCUUAUCCUUUAGAUGUGACAAGAAGACGCAUGCAGUUAGCUAUGAUGAAUCCAGCUACACACAAAUAUAGCUCUAGUAUGCUAUCAACUAUGAAACUAACAUAUAAUGAAAAUGGUAUUAUGAAAGGGCUAUACCGUGGAAUGAGUAUAAACUAUAUUCGUGGUAUACCUAUGGUGGCAGUCAGUUUUACUACAUAUGAAAUUAUGAAGCAACUCCUUAAUUUAGAUACAGGAACAAAAUUAUAAUUUUUGUUAUAUUUGUUAUAGUACUAUAUGUGUAAUGACAAUGACUUAAAUUAUUGCAAUCUAUUCAAUUAGGUAUAAUAUUCUCAUAAAUAUGAUCGCAUAAAAUAGGUACAAUGGCAAUUAAUUAAUUUUAAUCUUGGAAAGAUUGAAAGCAGGCAAAAUGAAUUAUAAAAGUAAGUUAAAACCAGUUAUAGCUGAUAAAAAUGAUAUUAAUCAUGCCAUAAUUGGAGUGGCUAUUGCAAUGACAGCUACUAAAUUUAUGAAAACUGUGAUACGUAUAUAAAAUUAUAAGCGCGCAUAAAUGAUUAAAAUUCAGUUAAUAUUGCAUGAUAUUUUGAAGCAAUAUGAUUAUAGAUACAAGAAAUUAAAAUAUUUAAUACAUCUUAUAGAAAUAGUAAACAAAGAAUGAAGUACAACUAAGCUACACUCUAUCAUCUAAUGUGGUUUGUCCGUCAUCUAAUUUUGUUAAAUGUUCUAUAUUUUUUUACAACAUAAGUAGGUGAGAAAAACAAUAAGGAUUACUUCCUUAUUUUAAACAUAAGAUAUUCAUGAUUUCUUUUUUAUCCUAUGCUAACAUUAUGUAACCAUAAAUACAUUGUACAUUUUAUAUAUGCAUAAAAUUAUAUUUUUUAUAUAAACAUAA